This is a messenger RNA of Pseudophryne corroboree (corroboree frog), 1034 nucleotides long. RefSeq names its product olfactory receptor 51G2-like. Gene Ontology annotation, biological process: G protein-coupled receptor signaling pathway. Gene Ontology annotation, cellular component: plasma membrane. NCBI's taxonomy places the organism in Eukaryota, Metazoa, Chordata, Amphibia, Anura, Myobatrachidae. Gene Ontology annotation, molecular function: olfactory receptor activity; G protein-coupled receptor activity. The transcript has a single exon. The record is from RefSeq and is a predicted model, not a curated record. Bases 4 to 975 code for a protein of 323 amino acids.
AGCAUGGCAGCUCCUGGUAAUAAGUCUGUGACAUUUAUCCUGAGUGGGAUUCCGGAACUGGGGAAUAAUCAGUACAUAAUUGCCUUUCCUCUGUGUCUCUUAUAUGUCAUCGCGCUACUGGGUAACUGGACUAUUUUGGUGAUUAUAAAGCGAGAGGAGAGUCUCCACCAUCCCAUGUAUGUGCUGCUUGCCAUGCUAGCCAUGACGGACAUUGGUGUGUCCUUCACCACCCUUCCAACAGUCCUUGGUAUCUUCGUUUUUAAUUACCGCAAGAUCCCCCUGGACUCCUGCCUCACCCAAAUGUACUUCCUUCACACUUUUGCUGCAAUGGAGUCUGGCGUCCUGGUGGCCAUGGCAGUAGACAGGCUCGUCGCUAUCUGGGACCCCCUGAGGUAUUCUUCCAUCUUAACCAACUCAGUGCUGAAUAAGAUCAAACUGGCCAUAGUGCUACGGGGCCUUUGUGUGGUCUUCCCAAUCCCGUUCCUCACUAGAAGAUUUCCUUUCAGCAAGAGCCGUGUCCUUUCCCAUUCUUAUUGUCUCCACCAAGACGUCAUCAGGCUGGCUGGCGCAGAUACGACAAUAAACAGCGUCUACGGCCUGGUGGCUGUCCUUAUGACCAAGGGCUUUGACUCUAUGUUCAUCAUUAUCUCCUACGUAAUGAUUCUUAAGGCCGUUCUGAGCAUCAGAGCGAAUGAAGCUCAGCUGAAGGCCUUCAGCACCUGCAUCUGCCAUAUUUGUGCCGUCCUCUUGUUCUAUAUCCCCCUCAUUGGACUGUCGGUGGUCCACAGAUUUGGGAAGAAUACCUCUCACCUCCUGCCUAUCCUGAUGGCAGAUGUAUAUCUUCUGGUUCCUCCUAUGAUCAAUCCGAUCAUCUACAGCAUGAAAACCAAGCAGAUCCGUCAAAAGAUCAUCAAAGUCUUCACUCGUAACAAGAUUGGGACCCCGGAUAAUAAUAUCGCUGUCCUAAAAGUAUAAGAUCCCUCUUUAUGAUGUGUUUAUCAAUGCAUACACUUCUCAUAUACAGCAAGGAAUCC